AGUUUUUAAUUUUGAAUAUUCAUGUUCUACAAAAUAAGCCUCCAAUGCAUAAAUAGUACCGCUGUGUUUCUCCUUUUUUUCUUUUUGUGCUGUCAGUAGACGGUGUUGUAGUUGCAGCAUUGCAUCAUGUGUGCUCAGGACACAGAUUUAAGACUGGGUGUACUCAGCAGUGUGACAGUGCUCGUAAUACUGUCAGGUUAUUGAUUUGAAAAAUUCAAGGAAUGAAGCGCUUCGGAUUGCAACUGGCAUGUCCUGCUACGCUGUGUUUGAGUAACCAGCCCCCUUUUUUACUUAUUUUUCCGUGUUUUCUCUCCCACUAAAAAAAGACAUCUUUCUAUCGAAAACACUGCGGAGGGGAUUACAUUAGGAGGCUUGUGUAACAAUGCCCCCUUCCUUAUAGGAUACUUAGCUUGGGAGAGCGCUUUCAGCCAUUUUAGCACCGGUAAAGUUUCAGUGCCUGGUUCUGUUUUCAUGUGGAACAAUGCUUUUUAACACACAAAAGCCAAAAACAAGAGCUUCGGAAAUCCAUACAGCAGCUGCUAUUGGCUUUUAUUGACGCGAGUCGCUCUUUUUACAGUGAAUUCUAGCAUGCGCUACAUGUGACGAUAGGGGAUGCGGGAGAGUGGACGAACAGACGCAGGUAAAUAACUGAUGAGGAAGGAACCCUUACCCCAUUCUUUCAGACGCUUUUUGUAAAUUUAGCACUGGAUACACGAACAGCUCCGUGAUCCUUUAGAGCAUUGCAAGGCCUCUGGAAAUGACAGAUGGAUGCAUUAGGAAGAACAGAUCCCCCCAAUCUGCAGCCCACUGGCAACAUGGACCAGACGUUUAGCUUCAGCACACUGUGACCAGCCCCCACUGUAAAGGCUGGGUAGGAUCAUGUUCCAGGGAUGUCAUCUGAUAGCCAGAUGUUGUCACUGGCUGCGAUUGCCUUGCAGAAGAAGCUGGCAGCAGAGCCAGACCACACUGAUGUCAGCCUGCCCGCCGUGGAGCGAGUUCGAGCUCUGAGCAAGAUGGGCUGCAACAUUGAGAUCAAUGAAGACAUCACCCCCAGGCGCUACUUCCGCUCUGGGGUGGAGAUGGAGCGCAUGGCAGCUGUGUACCAUGAGGAGGGCAACCUGGAGAACGCCUUUGUCCUCUACAACAAAUUCAUCACUCUAUUUGUAGAGAAACUUCCCAGCCAUCGAGACUACCAGCAGUGUACUGUUCCUGAGAAACAGGUCAUUAUGAAGAAAUUACAAGAAGCUUUUCCAAGAACAGAAAAAUUGAAAAAGCUCCUUCAAGAGAAGUAUAAUAAAGAAUACAUGCAGCAUGUGAAGAAUCAAAGCAAAGCUGUGGAGCACUCCAGCCUGCAGAUGCAGAAGCUGUCUUUGCUAGAGGAGGAGAAGCAGCGAGUGGCCCAGCUGCGCAAGAUGCAGAUCGAAUCAGAGCAGUUCCGCUACUUCGAGGACCAACUGCGCAGGCAGGAGCAGGCCAACAAGAAAGACGAAGCUGUCCAAAAAGUGCCUGAGCAAACCGACGGGUCCUGCCUGGCUCGUCCCCCCAAAAACAGCUCCCGGCUGGACCACAGCCACAAAAACAGCCAGUCUCCCCCUGUCAACAGGGCCUUCAAAUCUAGUGCCACGCUGGGUGCCAUACAAGAUCAGAAGGUGGAAGGGCUAAGGAGUGUUGUCGUUCCUAGAGACCUAUCUUACAAGUUUCUGCUUCUUGCUGACAGUAAUACAGCCAGAGGGAUUGAAACCUGUGGGAUUCUUUGUGGAAAACUAACUCAUAAUGAGUUUAUGAUAACUCAUGUGAUAGUUCCCAAGCAGUCUGCGGGCCCAGACUACUGUGACAUGGAGAACGUUGAGGAGCUCUUCAGCUUCCAGGACCAGCUUGACCUGCUCACACUGGGCUGGAUUCAUACACACCCAACUCAGACGGCUUUCCUGUCCAGUGUGGAUCUUCAUACCCACUGCUCGUAUCAGCUAAUGCUACCUGAAGCGAUUGCAAUAGUGUGCUCUCCAAAGCACAACGACACUGGGGUGUUCAGACUGACAAGCACAGGAAUGGGGGAGGUAGCAGGAUGUAAAAUGAAAGGAUUCCACCCACACUCCAAGGAUCCCCCAUUGUUUAAUGUCUGUAACCAUGUUGUUGUGAAAGACAUGAAAACAACUGUGCUGGACCUGAGGUGACAAUGAGGACGAACCUCACCAGGAGCCAUUCUCUAUGUGGCAACCAUUCUGGCAAUUCAGAAAGCUGGAGUUUAAAGUUUUAUAUUUAUAUCUUUGUUUACAUGAAGGCUUUUGUAUUUAUUUAUUUUUUUUAAAGGUACUGUGAAUUGAUAUCGUUUUGCAGACUGGUGUGAACAUUCAUUGUGAAGCUAUGACAAAUGCUGGUGAGUUUAUUUUAUUUUGCUAUUGUUUCAGUGGCUUGCACUCUGAAUUCACAUCGCUGCAGAGCCAGGUUUGAAAUGAUAACUGUCUGAGACUAUUAGACUUCUAAAGCCAUAUGCCUCAUUUCCUAAAAUUUAAACUCUAAAAUCUUCAACUUGAAUUUCCCUGAGGUACAUGUUAUAAACAAAAUGAAAAGGCAAUGGACAUAGAAUGUGUGUUGUGUACCUGGGCUACUUUUGCAUUCUUUAAGAUUAAUUAAUUGCCAGUGGGCUCAGUUUGCCCUACAUGCAAACCAUGAACUAAUUUCCUGUCUAAUUAACUUACCAUGGGGGUAAGUUUGUACUUAGGGAAAAUUAGACCUAUUAUAGUUUUGCUGGUAUGGUGAUACAAUACUAGGUUGUAAUGCUUGAAAAAAUAUUUUACGAGCAAAGGGUAAAAUACAAAGAUCGUAGACUCAGAACAGGAUUAAGGGACAUACUAUUUUGCAGACAGCAUAUACAGUGCUUUCUUGUUCAGUUACAAAGAUAACUAUACUUCCUGCAUGUACAAGAUAUUAGAAUCUGUUUUAGCCAACUACAUUCUUAUAGCAAAGUAGAAUUUCAAUUCAGAAGUAGAGUUCUGUCUUUAAUUCCAUUUAGGAAAUUUUAUUUGUUCCCUAAAAUAAUCUAGAUGUGGUCUUUAGGAGCUAACUAUCAAGAAUAUUAAAUGCUUAUUAACAUAUUAAAUUUAUUUUAAGAUUUGUUUUGUGUAUUUUGGGAACUAGAUGCUUUUAAUAUUUUCUUCAAUUAUAUAUUUUUUCUUAAAGGUGUAAGUAAAUCUUUAACUGACCAAAAAGCAGGUUACAUUCUUGUGUUUUAAAUGCACUGUAAUAAGAAAGCAUGAAAGACUAGCCUAAGAAAGCAAUGCUUGAGGAUGAUAAAAAGCAUGGGCAUUUUCCUGAUAGUGAGAUACUGGAAAACAAGGUGUCAAAUAGUGUAUUAAAUUGCCUUUUUUAUUUCAAAACCAAAUUGUAUAGAAUGUAACAAGCAAAACAAUGAACACGCAAAGCCUUAUAUUAGGAGGGAGUUGUUGCUGUUGACAUUGUGUCAGGGCAGAGUUCUAUGAUGAUGACAGCACAAGACUCAGGUAUCACAAACAUCAUUUCACAUUGUGAGAAAUGUGGUUCUUUCCUCCUUGACACUCUUGUUACAACUUUCUUCCCAGUGCUUUGAUUUUUAACCUCCUCUGUAAUUUUUGAGGCAUUGCAGAAAUGUGAUGUUGGGAUCUACUGUCAUUACGAAAAAUGUGCUGUCUUUGCUGCUCAGAGCUCUUUACAAUUAACACAAGUGCUCUUGCUUCUCCGUUUUAUUCCUUUUUAUUGUAAAAUGUGUUGUUGGACUAAAGCUGCAAGUACAGUGACAGUGAAUCUUGUCCAGUGGCACAGUUUCUAAUUGCAUAGCUGUGGAUUGGUGUGAUAGCAAACGUUAAAGACAGAGAUGGUAUUAACAAAGUACACAAGUAUCCAUACAUACCAACCACAGUAUCCUCUUCUACUGCCGUUUUAAUAAUAAAAAAGAACUUACACUUUG
Molecule: messenger RNA, 3943 nt
Organism: Lepisosteus oculatus (spotted gar)
Lineage: Eukaryota; Metazoa; Chordata; Actinopteri; Semionotiformes; Lepisosteidae
Gene: stambpl1
Product: STAM binding protein-like 1
Biological process (GO): protein K63-linked deubiquitination
Cellular component (GO): membrane; endosome
Molecular function (GO): protein binding; metal-dependent deubiquitinase activity; K63-linked deubiquitinase activity
Source: RefSeq, a predicted model, not a curated record